This is a messenger RNA of Trypanosoma rangeli, 1812 nucleotides long. Its product is annotated as putative kinesin. Gene Ontology annotation, biological process: microtubule-based movement. Gene Ontology annotation, molecular function: microtubule motor activity; ATP binding; microtubule binding. Bases 1 to 1812 code for a protein of 603 amino acids. NCBI's taxonomy places the organism in Eukaryota, Euglenozoa, Kinetoplastea, Trypanosomatida, Trypanosomatidae. The record is from RefSeq and is a predicted model, not a curated record. The transcript has a single exon.
AUGACGGAGAAGGUGAGCGUUGCGGCUCGUAUUCGGCCCUUGCCAUGUCCAAAUAGCAUGCUUGCCACUGCGCCGCUCGACGAGAGGCGCGUCUGCGUCGCAAAUCGCCGCGUCUAUCAUGUGGAUCGUGUGUACGACCGCCAUGAGUCCACGGAUGUGAUCUUUUUUGAAAGUGUGGUGACGCUUGUGGACCGGUUCCUCGCCGGCUACAACGCCACCGUUCUCGCCUACGGACAGACGGGCACAGGAAAAACCUACACGAUGGACGGUCUCACCCCGCUUGUGGUGCGCUACAUCGUGGAUAGCAUGUCAAACUCCACUUCCAAGCUUAGCUUUCAGUGCGUCGAGGUGUAUGGGGAGGCGCUGCGGGACCUCCUCACGAGCGACCCCACCGUCUCGUCAAAGCACCUGCAGCUGCACGAGAGCGACGGCGACGGGGGUGCGGUGGUGGUGGUUGGCGCCUCGCGGGUGAAGGCUCGCAACAUCGCCGAGGUGCAAGACAUCAUUAACCACGGCUCCCGCAUGCGUACGACGGGGGCGACGAACGUGCACGAGCACUCCUCACGCAGCCACAGCAUUUUUACGAUUUUUAACCAUGAGCGACAGUCGAAGCUAAACCUCGUCGACCUGGCGGGGUCGGAGCGCAACAAAAAGACGCAGAAUGUGGGGCAGCGCUUCCGCGAGAGUAUCGCCAUCAACGGUGGGUUGUUGGCACUUGGAAACGUCAUCCGUGCGCUCAGCCGAAAUCACUUUCAGUUCCCUGACAAUCCUCGUCAUGUGCCGUACCGCAGCAGCAAACUGACACGUCUGCUUCGGGACUCACUUGGUGGGAACAGCAGCACGCUCCUUAUUGCAUGCGUCGCCGCGGAUGUGGCCAACAGCGAUGAGACGACGCGGACGCUACAGUACGGUGCCCUCGCCAUGCACAUCCUGAACGAGCCACUGCCGCAGUUUGACGAGCAGGUAGCGGCGGCUGUGGCGGCAGUGAGGGAAGCUAACGCCAGCCAUGGCCAUGGAUCUACCGCGAGGACCAGCGGCGGCGGCGGCGGCGGCGAGACGCCUCCGUCGGCGCCAGCAGAGGUGGCGUGGCUGCGGCAGAGAGUUGUGGGACUUGAAGAGCAGGUGCAACGGUGCCGCGACGAGCUUAAGAACGAUGAGGCGGUCUUUGCGCAGCAGAUCAAAGAUAUGCGAUUGCUGCUGGAGGAGAAUGAAUCGCUGAGGCGACGCGUGGCGUUUCUUGAGGGCCGUCCCACUGCCACACCGCGAUCAACGCCAGACGUGAGGCAUGGCUGCUGGCAGCAACCUCAACCGCAGCAACAGUACACUUCUGCGCCGCUUUUGCCCAAUGUGGACUACGUCCAGAGUACCUUGCAGCUUUACGGCAUUUCGCCUCAGGAAAAUGGGCACGAAAUUUAUUCUCAUUCUGCGCCCCAGCCAAUUCAAGCUGUGUGGGGAGAAGAAACGACGAUGAGGAAACGCGAAGGACAUUUACAAAACGAGCUCUUAAAGAGGCCAGUUGAUGCUGCUAGGUGGGACGAGGCUGCCGCGGCGGUGACUGCAGCAGACAGGUGCAAUUACGCUAACGUAAAUGGGGAAGCCUGUGGUGAGGGUGCUAGGCCAUUGACGAUGAGUGAAGACCAACUUGGCCUUCUGGCGAAGGAGGCACUUUACUAUCAAAACAGUAAUAGCGAAUUACGACGCCGUCUUCGUACGGUGCUUGCGAUGUACGAGGCGCAGCAACGCGAGGCGGCCAUGCUACGUUUGGAAGUUAAACAGAUUCAUGACUUACUUGACGGUCCACCCCACUCUUGA